AUGGCUUCACAGCAGCAGCGAGGAACUCCAGAACAGCAGCAGCAACAGCAGCAGCAACAGCAGCAGCAACAGCAGCAGCAGCAGCAGCAGCAGCAAAGAGCCGCCGCUGCCGUACCAGCUUCUUCCCAGAGCCAACGACUCAGCAGCAUGCAGCAGCAGCAGCAGCAAGAGCAGCAGCAGCAGGAGCAGCCCCAGCAGGGAGCUUUCCCUUUGCUGCAUUUGGCCUCCACAGCAGCAGCAGCAGCAGCAGCAGCAGCAGCAGCAGCAGCAGCAGCAGCAGCAGCAGCAAACAAAGCCGGCGGUGGUACUCCCGCGCUGGGGGCAUGCGGCACCCAAGGUCCAGACAGCCUGUGGAGGCCCAGCUGCGCUGAGUCUCAGCGCAGUCGAGGGACAGCUUCCACAGACCCUGAUGUUAUAAACCGCAAAGCAAUUUGGGCUUUGGAGCGCCGCAGCUGCAGACGCAGUUUGAUGCAGCUGCUGCUGCAGCACAGCAGCAAAGCUGCUGCUUUUGCUGCAGUGGCUAACUGCCUUGCGCAGUGCGGGCCCUACACUCUUUUCCUGCCGCUGGACUCUGGAUUUCCUGUGGCCUUAUCUGCUGCUGCGCUGCGCAAAGUUGCUGCUCGGCUGCAGCUGGUGGCUGCUGCUGAUGCUGCUGCUGCUGCUGCGCUGCGCUGCUUCCCCUUCCCGGCCUUCCCGCUGCAGCUGCAGCACGAGCAGCUGCAGCAGCUGCUGCGCGAGCAGCAGCAGCUCGCGCCAGCAGCAGCAGCAGCAGCAGCAGAAGCAGCAAAAGAAAAACUCGCCCUCUUCAUCAAGGCCCACGUCGUCGAGGGAAAGUUUACCCUCAAACGCUUACUCACGCAUCCGUCGCAGGCGCUUGCUGCAGCCGAAUCAGCGGCAGCAGGCGCAGCAGCAGCAGCAGCAGCAGCAGCGCCUAGUGCUGCUGCUGCUGCUGCUGCUGCCAGCAUGCAUGCGCUGCUGAAGGGCGCAGGCACAGGCUGCUUCUCUUUGGGCUAUUCUUUGGCAGGAGACAAAAUAAUAAUAAAGAGACAAAUAAAUGCUGCUGCUGCUGCUGCUGCGCUGCGCAGCAGCAGCAACAACAUGCCGCCUCCCCCGCCCGAGUUGCUGCAGCAGCUGCUGCAGCAGCAGCAGCAGCAGCAGCAGCAGCAGCAGCAGCAACAGCAGCAGCAGCAGCAGCAACAGCAGCAGCAGCAGCAGCAGCAGCAGCAGGAGCUGGGCCGCGGGCUGUUUCGUGUUGCAGUUGGCAGCAGCAAUUUGCUGCUGGGGGAUUUGAAAGCAGCAAAUGGAAUAGUGCAUAUAAUCGACAGGCCUUUAGUGCCUUCAGCUCUAGCAGCAAAUUAA
Messenger RNA from Eimeria necatrix, 1359 nucleotides. RefSeq lists its product as hypothetical. The record is from RefSeq and is a predicted model, not a curated record. The transcript has 5 exons. Lineage: Eukaryota; Apicomplexa; Conoidasida; Eucoccidiorida; Eimeriidae. Bases 1 to 1359 code for a protein of 452 amino acids.